Molecule: messenger RNA, 1067 nt
Organism: Trematomus bernacchii (emerald rockcod)
Lineage: Eukaryota; Metazoa; Chordata; Actinopteri; Perciformes; Nototheniidae
Product: exportin-T-like
Exons: 7
Coding region: 30-623 (197 amino acids)
Biological process (GO): tRNA re-export from nucleus
Cellular component (GO): nuclear matrix; nuclear pore; cytoplasm
Molecular function (GO): tRNA binding; small GTPase binding
Source: RefSeq, a predicted model, not a curated record
AGGUAUCCCCCUUCCUGCAGCAGGUCUUCAUGCCUCUGGUCCUCUCGAUCUUUGAGGUUUUGGGCCGCCCGGCGGAGGAGAACGACCAGGCGGCGGCGCUGGAGAAGCAGAUGCUGAGGAGGAGCUACUUCACCUUCAUCCAGACGGUGGCCGGCAGCGGCAUGAACGAGGUCAUGGCCAACCAGGGAGCGGAGAACAUCGAGCGCGUCGUGUUCACGAUCAUCCAGGGCGCCGUGGACUUCCCCGACCCGAUCGCCCAGAAGAGCUGCUUCAUCAUCCUCUCCAAGCUGGUGGAGCUGUGGGGAGGGAAAGACGGCAUGGUGGGAUUCCCCGACUUCAUCUACAAACACAUCGUCCCCGCCUGUUUCCUCGCUCCGCUCAAACCCAGCUUCGACCUCUCAGACGCUCAGACCGUUCUGACGCUGUCGGAGUGUGCGAUCACGCUGAAAACUAUUCAUCUCAAACGGGGUCUGGAGUUUAUCCAGUUUCUGCAGCAGGAGUAUCUUCCCUCUCUGCAGGUCGCUCCGGAGAUCUCAAAGGAGCUCUGUCAGGUUCUUCAGCAGCCGGACGUGAAAGUCCUGAAAAACGACAUAAAGGCGUUCUUCCAGCGGGCGAAACUGUAGGAAAUAAAAAACUGGAAGUUCUCUUUGAAAAAGGACUCGAGACAGGAAGCGGUCGAACGCGCCGCGCACUACCAAAAUAAAAGACCUUAGCAUAGGAGCUGCUUUUGCACUUAAACGUGGCUCGAAGGACGGAAGAAUCCUCCGAAGACGAGCUGUCCACGACUAACGAGACGAUUAACCAGGGACGAUAACGAGGAGAUAACGAGGAGAUAUUGAGGUGAUAACGAGGGACGAUGAUCGGACGUUGGACAGGAAACAGAUCUUUGGAGGACGCAAAAGAACGGAAAAGUUUUGGUAACAAUCCUGAAAGAAGCUUCACUGUAAACCCUCACGUUAGAGAAACUGAGGCGACGUAUCGAAGGCGUUGUGGGGGAAAUAAAUAAGAUGUGGAGCCGCGAGGUGGAGGAACAUUCUGAGGAGAAAUUAGGAAAAUCAGACAUUAAA